UCCAGCCGUUUCUGCCGCGCCUUCUGCCCUGCCUGCCUGCUGCUUCUUUCCCCUUCUCCAUUCUUUCUUCCUUCUCGGCCUCCGGAAUCGCCAUUCCUCCUUCCUUCUUUGAUCCGAUGGGCUUGCUGCUCUCCUGCAUGUCCUGCCAGUCGGCCCCUGCCUCCCCGACGCAGCAGCCCCCGGCGAUACGGCGCUCGUCCACGUCGUCUCGCCGCGGCGGCGGCGGCGGGGCUAAGGCCAUGGAGAUCGACGAGCAGGCGCUGGCGGCCGCCGCGGCGCUCGUGCUAGGGCAGAGGCAUUCGACCGGCGGCGUAGGGGGCGCGUUCGACCGGUCGGCGUCCGUGCGGUACGCGGCGAAGAGACAACAGCAGGGCCCCGCGCCGCUGCCGAGGAGCUCCAGCACGCGCCCGCGCUCGCUCGGUGACCCCGAGCUCCAGCCGCAGCAGCUCCUCGCCAAGGAUUUGAAUACUAAAAAUUUGGAAACCAAAAUCAUAGUUCUUGUUCAUGGAGGUGGAUUUGGUGCUUGGUGUUGGUACAAGACUAUAUCACUUCUUGAAGAUAGUGGGUUCAAAGUCAAUGCUAUCGACUUGACAGGUUCCGGGAUUCAUUCUUCUGAUACAAACAAGAUUAGCAGUCUUCCAGAGUAUGCUGAGCCACUUACAUCUUACCUUAAGGGCCUAGGUGAUGCCGAAACGGUGAUUUUGGUUGGACAUGAUUUUGGUGGUGCUUGUAUAUCCCAUGCAAUGGAGAUGUUUCCAUCGAAAGUUGCCAAGGCAGUUUUCCUUUGUGCAACAAUGCUGACCAAUGGACAUAGUGCUCUUGAUAUGUUCCAACAGCAGGUAGAUACAAAUGGUAUGCUCCCAAGGGCGCAGGAAUUUGUAUACUCCAAUGGCAAGGACAGGCCUCCAACCGCGAUCAACAUCGACAAGGCUUCCAUAAGAGAUUUGUUAUUCAACCAAAGUCCUUCCAAGGAUGUAUCCUUGGCUUCGGUGUCCAUGAGACCUAUCCCCUUUGCACCGGUAAUGGAGAAACUCGUCUUAACAGAAGAAAACUACGGGUCGGUGCGGCGAUUCUUUGUAGAGACCACGGAGGACAACGCGAUACCUCUAUCCCUUCAGCAGAGCAUGUGUGCGAACAGCCCGCCAGAGAAGGUUCUGCGGCUGAAAGGGUCAGACCACGCCCCUUUCUUCUCGAGGCCGCAAGCGCUGCACAAAACCCUUGUCGAGAUAGCAACCCUGCCACCAGCAGCAAAGGCAUCAUGAGAGCUGUUCUUCGUCAAGAAUGUCUCCGGCCAGAGAGGUUGUCAUGAUUGCUCCCAUGGCUGCCGCUGUAUAUUUUGAGGAUGAGAGCAUGGCUGGGACGAUGAGGCAAGAUGCACCGUUAUACAGGAUGCUGGAUGCUGUCACGGUGUAUGCAGCAGAGCAGGGGCUCUGAACUUCACCCACACUCGCCUCGAUGAUCACAGCUUUCCAGUAUCCACUGACAUGUUAUUCGAUUGACACACGUGUAAUUCUACUACAUCAAGAAUGAGGAAAAAUGAAAGGAAGUUUUGUGAAUUGAUUUCGUUUUUCUUCUGUGGAUGCGUAUUACUGGAAUGUUUUUUUUUCUAAGGAAAUAAUUACUAGUCAGCUCGUGGUUGAAUUUGAAUUUCAGGUUCAAAAAUCAUGUUUUGUCUGCCACAUGGAUUUUGUAGAGUGGGAGACAAUUCCAGAGAAAUAAUGUCUUUUAGAGA
Molecule: messenger RNA, 1732 nt
Organism: Brachypodium distachyon (stiff brome)
Lineage: Eukaryota; Viridiplantae; Streptophyta; Magnoliopsida; Poales; Poaceae
Product: putative methylesterase 11, chloroplastic
Exons: 5
Coding region: 117-1262 (381 amino acids)
Molecular function (GO): methyl indole-3-acetate esterase activity; methyl jasmonate esterase activity
Source: RefSeq, a predicted model, not a curated record